AAUAGAGCAAGAGAUCAAAGUCGGAUCUGUGGCAUAUUUUUAAAAAGUUAAAUAAAAUGAUUACGUUUAAAAUAACAAAAGCGUUUAGUUGCGUCGAUAUCAAUAAUAAUUUGAACAUUUACGUUUUUUACCACAUAAGACAGUGUUUAGAUAUUUUUAUUUCCUGGAUUGUUUCUUAUUUUUUAUAAACUGUUAGCUUGUACCGUGACAAUUAAAAUUCGCAUUAUACAGGAAAGAAGAACGUAACCUAAAUAUUAUCCAAUUUGAACUUGAAUCAGUACACUAUGACUAAACAAUAAAGUUGAAUUUUAAUAAGGAUUAAAACCACCGUUCCCAAAAAUUUAGCAAUAAGUUAUGUCAGUUGAUGUGUAAAUUAUUAUUGAGUUAAAGAUGUUAUUGAACAUAUCAUAUUGUCAACCAAACAUUUCUAUAUGGGAUGUUUGGGUGAAUAAUGGAAUAUCCCAAUGCUUUAUGAAUACCUGGUCUCCUUCAAUAUUGGCAGGAUAUAUACUAAUAGUUGGGUCAAUACAACUAUGUAUUUAUAGAAGAUUUGCUAACCAAGUCUCACCAGUUUAUUUACCAACAUCCAAAUUAUAUAAUCUUCAAAUUGCUGCAAUAUUGUUUAUACCAAUUUUAGAAGUUGUUAGAUUUGUUUUAAGGUUAACGGUUUAUGAUGAUAAACAACUUUACGGAUAUAUGAUAGUUUCAUUGUUGUUAACAGUAUUUGCUUUUCCAUUUUCACUUUGGGUUGUAAAAGUUGAACGAUAUUAUUUAUUACAAUCAGUUCCAAAUAGAGGUCAUGGGAUUGGGUUAUUAAUUUUUUGGACAUUGGCAUUUUUGUCAGAAAACUUGGCUUUUCUAAAUUUGAGUCAGAAGAGUUGGUGGUUUCAACUUAAAGAUUUAACUGAUCGACUAGAGAUGUCCCUUUUUGUAUUUCGUUAUGUUACUUAUCUACUUAUAUUCUUUUUGGGCAUGAAAGCUCCUGGAAUAAUACAAAAUGUUGAUUAUUUUAGUCUAAAUGAUGCCCAAACAACUUUUCCCAAUAUGGAAUCGGACAAUAGAUCGACAUGGCACAACUUUUGGAAGAAAGUGAAAAUUUUGUCACCCUUCUUGUGGCCAAAAAAAGAUGUUACUUUACAAAUGAGGGUGUUGUUUUGUUUUUUGUUAUUGGCAGGAGGAAGGGCCAUCAAUUUAUAUGUUCCUAUUUAUCAAAAACUUAUCGUUGAUAGUUUAUCUGAAACACCGCAAAGUGGACCUUUAGCUUUUCGAUGGGACUGGGUUUUAGUAUAUGUAGGAUUGAAAUUUUUACAAGGAGGUGGUACUGGAAGUAUGGGUUUUCUAAAUAAUUUAAGAUCAUUCAUGUGGAUUAGGGUACAGCAAUACACCACAAGGGAAGUGGAAGUAGAAUUAUUCCGCCACUUACACAGCCUUUCGUUGAGAUGGCAUUUAGCCAGAAAAACAGGAGAAGUUCUUAGAGUUAUGGACAGAGGAACGGACAGUAUUAAUAAUUUAUUGAAUUUCAUUAUAUUUUCAAUUUUUCCAACCAUAGUGGAUAUUUUGAUAGCUGUGAUAUAUUUCAUUGCAGCUUUUAACAUUUGGUUUGGACUUAUCGUUUUCGUUACAAUGGUGUUAUACAUAACUUUAACAAUUAUAAUAACGGAAUGGAGAACAAAAUUCCAGAGACGGAUGAAUUUAGCUGAUAACGAAACUAGGGCUAGAAGUGUAGAUUCCUUACUCAAUUUUGAAACAGUGAAGUAUUAUGGAGCAGAACAAUAUGAAGUUGAUGCGUUCAAGGAAGCUGUUCUUAAAUACCAGGAAGAAGAAUUUAGAUCCAGUGUCACAUUAAAUAUUCUGAAUACAAUGCAGAACAUUUUAAUUUGCGGUGGAUUAUUAGCUGGAAGUUUACUAUGUGUGUAUCUUGUAGUAGUACCACAUACUCUACUUCCAGGAGACUAUGUUUUAUUUGCUACUUAUAUUGUACAGCUUUAUGUACCCCUUAAUUGGUUCGGUACAUAUUAUAGACAAAUCCAAAAGAAUUUCGUCGAUAUGGAAAAUAUGUUUGAUCUAUUAAGAGAAGAACAAGAAGUUAUUAAUGCACCUGGAGCACCCGAUAUGAACCUCAAGCGAGGAGGUGUGGAAUUCAAUAAUGUUAAUUUUGGAUAUCUUCCAGAAAAGUUGGUGUUGAAGAAUGUUACAUUCUCGGUUCCUCCUGGUAAAACGGUCGCUUUUGUAGGACCUUCGGGUAGUGGUAAGAGUACAAUAAUUAGACUCCUAUUUAGAUUUUAUGACGUUGAGACUGGAUCCAUUGUGAUAGAUGGACAGAAUAUUAAGACUGUUUCUCAAGAAUCUCUAAGACGAGCUAUCGGUGUAGUACCGCAGGAUACGGUACUUUUCAACAAUACUAUUAAGUAUAAUAUUAAGUAUGGUCGAUUGACUGCAACCGAUGCAGAUGUAAUAGAAGCAGCUAGAGGCGCAGAUAUACACGAAAGAAUCUUAACGUUCCCAGAGGCAUAUGAAACGCAAGUAGGAGAAAGAGGACUAAGGUUAAGUGGUGGAGAGAAGCAGAGGGUCGCAAUAGCUAGGACGUUGUUAAAAGCACCUGCUAUUAUUUUACUAGAUGAAGCUACAAGUGCAUUGGAUACUCAAACUGAAAGAAAUAUACAAGAUUCCUUGGAUAGAAUGUGUACGAAUAGGACGACAAUUAUAGUAGCACAUCGCUUGUCUACGAUUAUUCACGCUGAUGAAAUAUUGGUACUACAAGAAGGUGAAAUAGUCGAAAGAGGUAGACAUGAACAUUUAAUAGGACAAGAAGGUGUAUACGCCAACAUGUGGCGACAACAAUUAGAAAGCAAAGAUAAAGAUUCUUUAGAGAGUACUCAAGAUACGCAAUGAAAAGUUUUGUUGCAUAGUUUUUCAAUUAAUUAUUAUAUUAGAUUUUUAAUUCGAUUAAAUUUCCUGAUUUUAAAGGACUAUUUAGUCUAAAAAUUUAGGACAGCAACAAUCUUUGAUUGUGAACAAUGUUGUAAGAUAUUCCAUUUAUCUUUUAUAGAAAUUUUCUUAGAAUCAAUUUUAUUCGUUUAUAUUGAUGAAUUCUAUCAGAAUAUUAUCGUAAAUUGAUUGUAUUCAACAAAUAUUCAAAUUAUUGACUAUUAUAUAAUAAUUUUGAUUAUGAAAUAAAAUGUUCUACAAGUAAUUUAUAAA
This is a messenger RNA of Diorhabda sublineata, 3201 nucleotides long. It is a transcript of the gene Hmt-1, whose product is annotated as ATP-binding cassette sub-family B member 6. The record is from RefSeq and is a predicted model, not a curated record. Gene Ontology annotation, cellular component: membrane. The transcript is spliced from 13 exons. Lineage: Eukaryota; Metazoa; Arthropoda; Insecta; Coleoptera; Chrysomelidae. Gene Ontology annotation, molecular function: heme binding; ATP binding; ATP hydrolysis activity. Bases 391 to 2892 code for a protein of 833 amino acids. Gene Ontology annotation, biological process: heme transport; transmembrane transport.